AGCACAGAUAAACACACAAUACGUGAUCGGUAUAUGUAACAUUCCAUUUUGAGUGGUUCUUUUCAGAACAAGGUUUCUUCCACAAGGCUAGUGUCAAAUAGACAAAAAUCAAAUCUGCUCUUAGUAGCCAACACCUCUCGUCAUGCUGACAAAAUUUCUCAUUUCCUGUAAACAGCUUUACAGUGUAUUUGCGGCCCAAAACUCGAGUGUGAUAUCCUUGACUGAGGACAACUUUCACCAAUCAAUAGCCAAGGGAUAUGUUUUUGUCAAGUUUUUUGUACCUUGGUGUGAGCACUGCCAGAAGUUAGCUCCCAAGUGGGUGGCCCUGUCCGAAAUGCUCUCCAAUGUGAAAAAUUUCAAAAUGGCCGAAGUCGACUGCUCAGAAAGUCCAGCUUUAUAUGAUGAAAUCGAGUUAACAAGUUUUCCAACUCUAAUAUUAUUUCAAGAUGGCCACAAACUGGCGGAACAUAAAGGGCCGAAAGAACUGGACAGUAUAUACUCGUUUGUGAAGAAAUACGUGAAAAUAAAUCAAUAAUCUAUAUAGAGAAUGACUGGUUACUGUUGUAAGAUAUCGGCUUUAUCCUACGAACGUUAGAAUGGCGAAUGCCGAAAGUCUUUGAGCAGGAUAAAGCCGACUUCUUAAAACAGUAACCGAUUAUUUGAUUUAUCCUGCAAUCCUAUAUAAUAUGGCAAAAUUAAUGAAAUCAGGGCCGUAGCUAGGAUGUUUUGUUUGGGUUGGGGUGGGGGCAACCGAGUAGUUAACAGUUUAAAACUCCUUAAAUGGUUAGGAAGAGAAUUUUCUUUAAGUUUCUAUAAUUUUUUCCGGAUUUUUUCUCCCCCCCCCCCCCCCUCCGCCGCUAGCUACGGCCCUGAAAAUGAACCAUUUUAUUUCACAACUUUACCGUUUUUCCAGAGCAUUAAGGCUACACGUGUUGAAUGCCUUGUCACCAAAACAAAAUAGUUUUUAAACACCAAUGUAUUUCUUAUUUUUUAAAUAAAAAUUGUCUUCAAAACUGCAAUAUUUAAUUAUGUAACUAACUUUUACUGAAGCACAAGAGAAUAAACAUAUACUCUGUCAAAAAAGAAACGCAUAGGUGAUAGGGAAAGAAGAAAAGGGUUUGAUUUGACAAAAUAUCGUGGGUUUUUUUGUACAAUGUUGCUGAAUGACCAUGUUUGUUAA
Gigantopelta aegis is the source of this 1180-nucleotide messenger RNA. Its product is annotated as thioredoxin domain-containing protein 5-like. Gene Ontology annotation, cellular component: endoplasmic reticulum. Lineage: Eukaryota; Metazoa; Mollusca; Gastropoda; Neomphalida; Peltospiridae. The record is from RefSeq and is a predicted model, not a curated record. Gene Ontology annotation, biological process: protein folding. Bases 143 to 535 code for a protein of 130 amino acids. The transcript has 4 exons. Gene Ontology annotation, molecular function: protein disulfide isomerase activity.